AUGUCUUCCUCUAAUGAAACCGCCAUGACCCUUCCACAAUCGGAGCCCCCUGCUUCACAAACCACACCUGAAACUACCACAAACACCAACAGCACCACUAAUAACAACAGCAACACUAACACCAUCACCACCCAGGAAGAGAUCGAUCACCACAACACUGCCACCACCACCACCAACAAAGAGGUCGAGACGCCCCAUCAUGGUGAUAACAGUGCAGGCCCUGAUGCACAACCCACAACAGAUAAAAGUGAAGGCCAGGGCACGUGCUCUGGAAUUUGGGGAUGGCUAAUUCCAAGAAAAAGGGAGACGAAUGGCAAACCGACCACGACGAAGGCAGAGGACAACGACAAUAGUGGAACCUACAACAAAAUGACGCAUUCUGUACGCGUUCAGAAGUUACAGGAAAAGCUCAAACAAGUCAAACAGGAAUUAAAAGCACUACAAGAUAAGCGUGAUAGUGAACUACAGAAACUCAGUGACAAACUGGAGGUAGAACAAAAAAAGGACGAUCUCAAUAUUGCAAGCGGAACACUUGAUGAUAUCAACAAGGAAAUUAUGAAGUUUAAGCAUAUUUCAGCGCCAGACAGACUGUCCAAGAAAUUAAGUCCGAGUGCUGCUCAUUUACAGCAAAGCAAGGCUUCUAAUGGUCACAGUAAAGAGCAUGAGUUGGUUAACAUACACCAGAAUCAAAGCUUCCGCAAUAGCUCAUUUUACAAUGAAAUUGCGGAAAUUUUUAAAGGGCUUGAUAAACGAGAGCAGUUCUUUUUGUCAUGCUUUACUGUUUUCCCAGAAAAUGCAGUGGUGAACAGGAGGAUCUUUGUAUAUUGGGGUGUGGGAGAAGAAAUCUUGGACGAAUUAGAAAAAAACAUGCCUGAGGAAAUGGUUGACAAAAUUCUUGAAGAAUUUCAAGAGAAGGGCUUAAUCGAGCCUGCUAUACAAAAGCGCAAGCGGCAAGUUAAAAGCUAUAAAAUGCAUCCUCUUGUGCGUUCAGCUGUGGCUGUGCUUUCCCAGGAAGCGGUUUCCCAGGAAGAUGGUUCCUCGAAAGACGGUUCCCCGAAAACUGGCUACCAGAAAACUGGUUCCCAGAGAGGUGACGCACAGAAAUUAAGUCCGACUGCUAGAAAUUUUUUUGAUUAUGAUUCUAACGGUAAUGUGCUUCCCCAGAGAGAUUGGACUUCUGGUUUGGAUUCUAAUGAGAAAAUGGUGGUGGAUGACGAAGUCCGACGCUCUAAGAGGUUGUGUUUGCAAAAAGUUAAUGAGCAGGAUCAGUUAUUAAACAGAAAAACAAAGGGAAGUCCAAUUUCAGAAACAGAUCUAGAAAGACUCGUUACAAUAUUCAAUGUUAGUGAGCCUUUUCCUGAUCUCGAAUUGGCAUGUUUAGUGAAGAUGAAAGAUUCAGUUAAAAAGCAAAGUCAAACUGCGUUGGAGAUGAAAGAGCCACGCGCGGUAGACUGGUUAUCGAAGAUGAAAGGUGCCCAAGUUAUUUGUCUGGGAAGCUGGCCGGGAUCAACUAAAUCUCAUAUUGAAGUCGAGAGCAUUGAAUUCUUAGAAGGGUUGGCGAAUAGCAAAAAUUUAAGGUUUCUUAGCCUUCAAGGAGUCUCUAGAAUUAAUAAGCUCCCAGAAUCCAUAGGCAACCACAGCAAUUUGAUGAUCUUGGAUCUCAAGGAGUGUCACAAUCUGGAGGUGCUUUCAGGGGAGAUAGCCAAACUAACGAAACUCGUGUACUUGGAUCUUUCUGACUGUUAUCUGCUACCUGCCAUGCCCAAGGGGCUAUCCGCACUCUCAGAACUUCGAGUCUUUAAGGGGUUUGUAAUUAGUAAUUCGCAAAGUAGAAGCUCUGUCGGUUCUUUAGAUGAUUUGAAAGAAUUGACAAAGCUGAGGAAACUGACCAUCAAUUCAAGUAGUAAGGACUUCCCCACAGACGAAGAUCUUUGUGCCCUCCAAAAGCUUGGAGAAAAAGUACUUCGAAAGCUAACAAUAGCAUGGGGAGCAGAUCCAAAUAAAGGGUCUAAAACAAGAGAUUCUAAGAAUGGCAAAGCAGCCAAACAAGUAGAUCACCAAGGAAAGGCACCCAAACUAGCUGAAAAGCUAGGAAGAAUACUCGGAUCAAAAAAAUUAAUGAGAGGUGUGGAAAGCCAGGAAGAACACAAAGAUCCGAUAGAAAAUGCACCAGCUAGACAGCAAGAAGUAACUUUCAAAUCAGUAACAAUGAACAAUCCUCCGACACCUCCAAUAUUGAAACUUGAGAAGCUGGAUCUUCAGUGUUUCCCCAAUCCUGCAGCGAAAUGGCUAACACCUGAUUCUUUGCCAGACUUAGAGAAACUCUACAUAAGAGGUGGAAGCCUUGAAACUUUGGACAAAAGAAAGUGGUCGAAAGUUAAGAUUUUACGUUUGAAGUACUUGCGUGAAGUGAAGAUGACUUGGCUAGAACUGGGCGAAUCUUUUCCAAAAUUGGAAUACUUGGAGAAAGUCAAAUGCCCUGGGAUUACACUCUGCCCUUGCGACGAGCAUGGAGUUUGGAUGAAUAACAUUUGA
Quercus lobata is the source of this 2535-nucleotide messenger RNA. RefSeq lists its product as uncharacterized. The transcript has a single exon. The coding region runs from base 1 to 2535 and encodes 844 amino acids. The record is from RefSeq and is a predicted model, not a curated record. NCBI's taxonomy places the organism in Eukaryota, Viridiplantae, Streptophyta, Magnoliopsida, Fagales, Fagaceae.